AAUAUAUAAUUUAUCGUCAUAAAACUUAAAAAUCAGGACAAAGUAAAAUGAUUUUUGGAUUUUGAUACUGGGAUAGGCAGAGCUCUGUCUCUUCUGUGGAAGAUUUAUCUGUUUUAUAGGGUUGCUUCCAGAGCUGGGAACUCAUGGCUAAUAGAAGAAAUGUCUUACUUGGAUUGUAGAAGCAGGAAGGUUAAUUGAAAAAAGUAGGAAGAUUUCUCACAUGCUUUAUUGAUGGAGAGUUCACCUACCAAGCUGGGCUCCAAAGGUAUAAUAAACAAGUAUGAAUUUAUAAGGGUCAUACUUCAGAGCUUAUACACAUUAGGGUACAAAAAGUCUGCUGCUUGUCUUGAAUCAGAGUCUGGAAUUCAGCAUAAAUCAUUGGAUUUUCAACUGCUGGAGUCUCAAAUACUAAAAGGAAAUUGGGAGAAUUGUAUCAAUACUCUAAAUGCAAUUAAGGAUUUGAAGGAUGACACAAGAUCUUCGGUUUUGUUUCUAGUAUUUAAGCAGUGUAUUUUCGAGUGUAUAAAUAGCGGGAAUGAUUCUUCGGCUUUGGCGGCACUGCAUGAACAGGUUCCCUCAUUACAAGUGAGCAAAGAGAAGGUUCAAAAACUUGCUUAUAGUUUACUUACAUUGAAGGAGAUAGAGCUGGAUAAAAUAGAGGAUAAUAUGAUCCUUGACCUGCGAAAAAGGUUAGUUAUGGAGGUGGAAAAACUGUUGCCUCCACCACUGAUGCUGCCAGAUAGAAGGUUAGAACACCUGGUUGAAACUGCUCUAACUGCUCAAAUUGAUUCAUGUAUAUAUCGCAAUUCAUCAGAUGAUGUCUCACUAUAUGAGGAUCAUUGCUGUGGAAAAGAUCAGAUGCCUACCAAGACCAUUCAGAUUCUAACUGACCAUAGGGACGAAGUUUGGUUUGUACAAUUUUCUAGUAACGGGGAGUACUUAGCUUCUUCAUCAAAGGACUGCACUGCCAUUAUUUGGAAGGUUAUGGAAGAUGGUAAGUUGACAUUGAAACACUCUCUCAGAAGUCACCAGAAUGCUGUAUCCUUCGUGGCAUGGAGUCCUGAUGACACGAAGUUGCUCACAUGUGGAAAUGCUGAACUUCUUAAGCUUUGGGACGUUGAAACAGGUGCAUGCAUGCAUACAUUUGGGGAUGAUGGCUUCAUUGUCAGCUCAUGUGCUUGGUUUCCUGACUCAAAGCGACUUGUAUGUGGCAGUUCUGACCCUGAAAAAGGCAUCUGCAUGUGGGACUGUGAUGGGAAUGAAGUGAAAGCAUGGAGGGGCAUGAGGAUGCCAAAGGUUUUGGAUCUUGCUGUAACGCCAGACGGGGAACAACUUAUCAGCAUUUUAUCUGAUAAGGAAAUUCGAAUAUUAAAUUUGGGGAAAAAGGCAGAGAGAGUCAUCGUGGAGGAUCAUUCAAUCACAUCCCUUUCACUUUCCAUGGAUGGCAAGUUCUUCAUUGUCAACCUAAAUAGCCAGGAGAUCCAUUUGUGGGAUGUUGCUGGAAAAUGGCAAAAACCAUUGAAGUAUAUGGGCCACAAGCAAAACAAGUACGUUAUACGAUCCUGCUUUGGUGGGCUGAACAGUAUGUUUAUUGCAAGUGGAAGUGAAAAUUCACAGGUGUACAUCUGGAACCGGCAAAACUCUAAGCCAAUUGAGGUUCUGCGUGGCCACUCGAUGACCGUAAACUGCGUCAGCUGGAACCCCAAAAGGCCUAAAAUGUUGGCAUCAGCAAGUGAUGAUCAUACAAUCCGCAUAUGGGGACCAAGCCAAACCGACAAGACGCAAUAAGAGAGCUCAUUUGAGAAGAAAGAGAAUCAAUUCAAACACUGUCUAUAGCCACCGUUCCUUUCCAUUUCAUUUAUUCAUCCGUAAAUUUGUUAAUUAGUGGCUUCCCCCAGUUUGCCCCGUCGCAAUUUUGUUGCAAAUAAUCCCUUGUAAAUAUCUACCACUUCAAAAUUUCAUAGUUAAUUUCUGACUUUGAUAAGGUGCGUUUUUGGUAUUAAUCAAAGAUUUUAUAGACA
Molecule: messenger RNA, 2021 nt
Organism: Rubroshorea leprosula
Lineage: Eukaryota; Viridiplantae; Streptophyta; Magnoliopsida; Malvales; Dipterocarpaceae
Source: the annotation of a GenBank genome assembly